Molecule: messenger RNA, 2112 nt
Organism: Selaginella moellendorffii
Lineage: Eukaryota; Viridiplantae; Streptophyta; Lycopodiopsida; Selaginellales; Selaginellaceae
Product: pentatricopeptide repeat-containing protein At4g02750
Exons: 1
Coding region: 1-2112 (703 amino acids)
Biological process (GO): RNA modification
Molecular function (GO): RNA binding; protein binding
Source: RefSeq, a predicted model, not a curated record
AUGCGCUCGUUGCGAGUCAGGGUCUGGAAAGAUCGCUCGUUUUCUUCCUUGGCUUGUUCGACCACCCACAGCGUUGAUUCUGCAGAAGCCCAAAGAGAGGUUGAGAACAGAUAUGCGGCGCUCAUACGCAAAUGCCGCCACUUACACGAAGUCCGGAGCGUUCACGGCAAGCUCGUCGAAGCUGGAUUUGACGGCCACAGGUACCUCACAAACGUGCUCAUCCAGAUGUAUGGCAACCUCGGCGGGAUCCAGGAGGCCAAGCUUGCCUUUGAGCGGAUGCCCGAGAGGAAUCCAUACACUUGGAAUUUUCUCAUCGUUGCUUGUUCCCGGAAUGGGCAUCUGGAGGAGGCUAGGAUGGUGUUUGACAAGCUUCCGGAGAAGAGCGCGGUGACUUGGAACACAAUGAUCUCCUGUUACGCCCAGAAGCAAUGCGUGAGCGAAGCAAAAUGCCUGUUUGACAGCUUACCUGUCAAGGACGUGUUCUCGAGGAACAUCUUGCUCACCGCAUACGCCCAGAGCGGGAACUUGGCCGAGGCGAAGGAGAUGUUUGAUUCCAUCCCGAGCGAGGAGCUGACCUCCAUCUGCUGGAACAAUAUUCUCACGGCCUACUCGCAAAACCGGCAGCUUCCAGAGGCGAAGUCGGUCUUCGAUCGGAUGACGGAGAGGACAGUCGAGUCGUGGAACGCCAUGAUCACUGCGUACGUCGGGAACGGGGAGUUCGCAGCCGCCCUCCAUCUUUUCCGGCUGCUAAAGCUCGACGGCACUCGGCCCAACAAGAUCACCUUCACCUGCGUUGCUGAGGCGUGCUCGAGCAUCGGAGACCCGACGGAGGGCCGAGCUCUCUUCCAGUGCGUCACCCAGAGCGAUGAAACGCUGGAUGUUCUCGUCGGCAACGGCUUCGUCAACAUGUUCACAAAGUGCGGGAGCUUGGACGACGCGAAGCUGGUCUUCGACAUGAUCGCCGAGAAGAACAGCAUCGCCGGGACGAGCAUGGUGAACGCGUACGCGCAGGAGGGCCGGACUCGCCAAGCCAAGCUCGUCUUCGACGAGAUGGUGGAUCACGACGUUGUCUCGUGGACGACAAUGCUGGCCGCCUACUUGAACAACGGCCACUUCACCUCCGCCGAGAACCUCUUUGCUCUGAUGCCUGCGAGAGACUAUCUCGCGUGGAGCACCAUGGUUCUCGCCUACGCUGUCAAAGGAAACAUCGAGUUGGCAACCAAACUCCACGAAGAAAUGCCAGUGAAAGACGCUACCUCGUGGACCGCUCUCAUCUCCGGGCAUGCUCGAGCCGGGCACUCCAAGCAAGCGCUAGCGUACUUCAAGCUCAUGGACCUCGAAGGGAUCGAGCCGGACAGGAUCACCUUGAUGAGCGCUCUCGAGGCCUGCGCUAGCUCCACCGCUCUGGCCGAAGGAAAAACCAUCUUCGAAGGCGCUGCUGGUCGAGGCCUCGAUCGAGACACCUUCGUUGGCACAGCGCUGGUGAGCAUGUUUGGAAAGUGUGGCCGCCUCGAUCAAGCUCGAGCUCUCUUCGACAACCUCCCACUACCAAACGUGGUCUCCUGGACGAACAUCAUCGUCGCCUAUGCCCAGAGCGGCGAGCGAUCCCUGGCGGCCGAGAUGUUUAACUGCAUGGAUCUCCAGGGAGAGCAGCCGAACUGGCUCACCUUCUCCACGGUGCUGGCGGCUUGCAGCCAUGGCGGCCUCCUGGAAGACGCGCGCUGCUACUUCCUCCGGAUGAUUGGCGACAAUUCCAUCGAUCCCGUCGUGGAGCACUAUCGCUGCCUGGUGGAUCUCCUGGGGCGCUCGGGGCAGCUGGACCGGAUGGAAGAUCUAGUGAACGAGAUGCCGUUCGAGGGGGACGAGGUGUCGUGGACUGCCGUUCUUGGAGCUUGCAGCUUGCACGGCGAUACCGAGCGUGGCGGACGGAUCGCCAAACAGCUGCUCGAGAUGGAUCUUGAUCGAGGAUCGGCGCUCUACCUCUUGCUCGCGAAUCUCUACACCUCUCUCAGCAACGGGAAUGCUGGUCAAGAAUCGAGUGAUCCGCGCCUAGAAUCGCGAUCGCGAUCGCCGGUCGAUGGAUUGCGAUCGCUCUUCCUCAAAGAAACGUAG